GGGAGGGAGGGCGGGAGGAAGGGAAGGAAGGAAGGCGCAGAAAAGUUUCGUGCGGAGCCCGCGGGCGGCAGCAGCAGCAGCGAUGCCCGUGCUGCGCGGAGCGCUGGGGCUGGCCGGGCGCCGCUGGCCUUAGGGGCAAAGCAGAGAGGCGCGGGGCCCAUCGAAAGCCCCCGGCCCGGCCCGUCCGGAGGGCGAGGAGGAAACUCUCCGGCAGAGACGGGAAAGCAUCGCCGGCGGGAGAGCGGGGAGGGGGAGCGGCACCGCGGGGACAGCCGCCGGCGGCAGAGCCCGGGGGAAAGAUGAGCUUGUUGUCAGCCAUCGACACCAGCGCCGCGUCCGUCUACCAGCCCGCUCAGCUCCUCAACUGGGUCUAUCUCUCGCUGCAAGACACGCACCAGGCCAGCGCCUUCGAUGCCUUCAGACCCGAACCCUCCUCGUCCCAGCACCCCGACCUCGGCUACACCAAGAGCACCCCGGAGCUGGGCUCUUCGCUCAGCUCCAGCUAUCUCAACAGCUUCUUUCAGCUCCAGAGGAGCGAGGCUCUGAGCAGCAGUCUGUACAAGAGUGCAUCCCCUUAUGGCUCUCUUAAUAACAUUGUGGAUGGGUUAAGCUCCCUCACUGAGCAUUUCUCUGACCUGUCCCUUUCUUCAGAAGCCAGAAAACCCAGCAAGAGGCCACCUCCUAACUACCUGUGCCACCUCUGCUUUAACAAGGGACACUACAUCAAAGACUGCCCACAGGCUCGUCCAAAAGGAGAAGGUCUGACUCCCUACCAGGGCAAGAAACGGUGCUUUGGGGAAUACAAGUGCCCCAAAUGCAAGAGAAAAUGGAUGAGUGGAAACUCCUGGGCUAACAUGGGACAAGAAUGUAUCAAGUGCCACAUUAAUGUUUAUCCUCACAAACAGAGACCCCUGGAAAAGCCGGAUGGUCUGGAUGUUUCGGAUCAGAGCAAAGAACACCCCCAGCACCUGUGUGAAAAGUGCAAAGUUUUGGGCUACUACUGCCGCCGUGUGCAAUAAAAACCUUCCAAGUGGCCUCUUCCAUCCCCAUCAUCCUGAAAGAUCCUCGGGCAGCACGUGAUCAACAGCAACACAAUAAAUCAAGAUAAAAGCUAAAAUGAUUGCCAAUAUUGCCUAUCUAAUAAUAUGCCUUACCAUUAAUAGAAUGUAACAUUUCUCCCGUGUGUGCACAUGCAUGCAACAGGUAUUUUACAGGACUCUGGUUUGUAUAGAUACAUAUAUAUGUAGAUUUUUUAUAUAUAUAUGUACACACUCAUAUAUAAAGUGUUACUGAUAGUGUUCACACCAGAACCACGGUUCAGGUUCUGCUGAUUGUUUACACAGACCCUAUAUCAUGGCCAGGUGAAGUACUAUUCAACAGGCAAGGUAUAAUAUGCACAAGGAUAUAUAUAUAUAUAUAUGUAUGGCUUUUGCAGAGGUUAAAGAACUGUGGGGCCACUGAUUGCAAGCACUCACCCACAACAUGAACGUUAUUCCUGUUAUAUGGCAAGAGAAAGGAAGGAUAAACAAGAAAAUCACUGUUUUCCCAGUUUUACAAAAGUCUGAGGCUUUUGUGCUGCUGAUUUCUUGGACUUUAUUUCUUACCAUCGUUUGGGCAGGGUUUAGGCAAAAUAGUUUUUCUUGAAUGUGGCAACAAAAAAAGAAAAAACAAAAAAGUGAAUGGUUGUUUGAAGGGGCAAGUUGGGUAGGAAGGGUUCCAUAAUGGGACCCAAAGCACCAGAAAGGAUUCCAAAGGGUUUUGGAGGAGACAGAAUUGGCUUGCUUGUGUGACUAAAGGAGCCUUCUCUUGUCAUGUAAUGCCACUGAAAUGGUCCCUGCAUGCCUCUGGGUUGCCCAUUAGGCCACCAGCACACUCAAUUUACUGUGAACAUGAGGGGAUAAGAAUACUUAAAGCUGUCCCCAAAACACUUAAUUGAAAGAUGAACCAAACUCACUCUUCAAAACAGCUUGAAAGCCACUUUCUGGAAGUAUUUUUGUGUCCUUUUUUUCUACUGUACCAGUUUGUUAAAAGGUAAAACUUGCUAGCCAUAAGGGUGUUUUGAGGCAUGGAGAACACUCUGUAUAACCUUCCCUCUUUAUGACUUCCUGAAGCACCUGCAUUCCUGAGGAGAAAUGUAGGAGUUCUAUUUUGUUAUCCCAUUUCAGGUAGAACUUUGUGCAGGGACACCCUGCUGCAAAGAAUUCAUCAGGGACUGGGCAAUAUCAUUAACUGAAAGUACCUCGAGGCAAUAUCCUCUUUUUUUUUUUUUGUCUAAGUGAGAGUACAUUGGCAAAAGGACACAACCAGCAAUUCACUUGCAGCACUCACUCAUUAAAAAAAAAAUAAAUUAAAAAUUAGAGGGGUGUUUGUUGGGGUUGGUUUGGUUUUAAUCAGCAAUUCCUAUUUUGAUGAAGUUGUGGGAAUAUUUUAUGUCCUCAAUAGCUUGAUGUGAAUUCAAUUUGUUUUGAGGAUCAAUUCCACACCACUAAGGCAGAGGGAUUUUUGUGCCAGGUGAUAGCAGGAUGUUAAGUCAGAGUCAAAAGAAAAUUAAAAACUUACAGUGAGCAUUUGACACUCUUUACAAAUUUGCUCUAGGGUGAAACUUCCUUUAUUUCUUGCCCUCCCACAAGCAGGGUGGUUUUCUGCUUAUUCUGGUGGUAGGAUGGGGUGCAGAUCUUGCAGACUUCAUUAUUUAUGGGUAGCCCAAGUGACCCAACCUACUGGCCAGAGCAAUGGAUCAAUAUUUGGACUCCUGGCUCUUCAUUAGCCCUCUGGCAAGCCACAAGAUCUCUCCAGCCCCCAGUUUUCCCAGCUCCAAAAUAGGGAUGGAUAAAACCAUUCCAGUUUACCUACCUCACAAGAGAGUUGUGAGGCUUCCCUAGUGCAAGUGUGUUGACACCACUGGAUGUCAAAAAUAGUAUUAACUAAAUUAAUCACUUUGAAAUUAAUUUAGCCCAGCUAGCAAUUCCAUUAAUUAAAAGAGCUGACAACAGUAUUACUGAAGGUUAAACUAAUAGCAGCUCAGUUGCCUCAGUCAAGAUAUGCAAUUUUAGGGUUUUCAAAUGGGAAUGCUUUCUUUUGCACAGACUCAGAAAUUACCUUAGAGACAAAUUCUCUAAGCAAAGACCCUAAUCUGCCCAUAAAAAUAGGAAUAAAAGAAUACACCUGCAAAUCUAGGGGUGGCUUUUCAAAGCUUGACCUCUAGGACUAAUCUUGAUAGCUUGUUUCAAGCACAAGUAAUUUUCAAAAAAGCCACAUACUAAAUCAGAUUUUUUUUUUUCCUUUUGAGCACUUAUUAGUAUAUGAAUUAAAAAAAAAAAAAUUUAAAAAUCACCUUGAUGCUUCACAUCCAGCUAAAGGAAACUUAGAGAAACCCCCUUAGAAGAAGACGAGAGAAAAUACAUUAUUUUCUCCCUUACACUAAGGGAGAAAACCAGUUUGGGUUUGGUUUUGUUGUUUUUUUUUCUGUUGAAUACUUUCCACCUUAUAACCACUAAAUAGAUAAGAUAGCACAUGUCUUGCUAUAGCUACAUGGAUAUACAGCAAACUACCAGACUCUGAGUAAAGAGCAACAGAAUUAGCUCUACUUGUUGCUAUUUUCACAACAGUGCCCUGUUAAAAAUGGCUUAUCCAGAUUCUGCUCUGCACAGCAAUGCCUUCACCUUCUGCAGUUUUAGGCUGUACUUUAAAAUAAGGUUCCUAAAAAAAUAAGUGAUUGACUUCAGAACAAUUAAUAAUUCCUAAAAGUGUACUUAGGAGAGUUCAGUAUUUAUAGAAGUGAUCUUUUCCAAGGCAGCAGGCAUAUAAAGUGUAUUUUGCCAUAUAAAAUGGGAGGAAAAGUGGAGGGGAAGAUCUGUCAUCAUGUAGGGGAAAAGCAGAUAAAGGGCAAAACCUGCAGGGAGGGAAGAAGUGACACUGCCAGGGGUUUCACCACAAACCCCUCCUGGUUCUCAGCACCCCAGGGCUGGGAGCAUCCUGCUUGCCUGGCCAUCCCUGACAAAAGGGAUGUGAAAAAAGGGUGACUGAGGAUCCCUGGGGAGCAGCCAGCACCUCCCGUCCCUGCUUUAUUCCCAGGAUUGUAGCAUUCAGCCCUGGACAUUAGCUCCAAGUGUUGCUGGAAAAAGACACCCACAGAAGUGGGUAACAAGAGCUUGUGACCACACACCCCUCUUCUCUCCAAGGUAAUUCACCUCCAGACCUAAAUAACUCUUUCCAAAUGGGAAAGAUCUUAAAAAUUCAGAUUUUUUUUUAUUGGGUUGAUUUACCUCGGAUUUUUCUGGAUGCUUUCUGAAGUUCUCUUUAAAGGGCCUUGCAUUUGGAACCUCAGCUAGUAAUCCCUGACUGCAUUUUCAGCCUUACCAGAAGCAAAGCAGGCAGCAGCAAAAAGCAAAAAUCAAUACAGGCCUCCCCAAACUCAAUAAUCUUCUGCUUCUACCUGUGAGAAAUUUGACUUUUUGCACUUAGCAAACUUCAUUUUUAACCUCAGAUUCUUGCUAUUGCCUGCCUACCAGCACAUACUUUUUUUUUCCCCCCCUCUUACUCUCCCCUCAAAUAUUUUUUCACUUUCAUUUAAUCCUUAAAAAAGAAAACUAACCACAAUUUGUUGGUCAGUCAGAACAUUUCACACAGAUUUUUGUCUGCCAUUAGCACUGCUCUGGAGAAAGGUAUCAGUGAUUUGAACUGUGUAGGUUUUUAGCUGCUUUAAUUUGAUGUGGCUCCAAUGAGGUUGUUACAAAUACUUCAAUUAAUGGUGAUGAAGCAAAAUCCCUGUAGCUUAAAGAAUGGCCCCAUUUUAGCCAGUUCCUACUGCUGCUACCAUAGAUGUAAAAUGAUGCCACACAAGCAAAGUUUGAGGCCUUUCUGUCUCAAAGUUGCUUUUUCAUUUCAGAUAAAUACACAAGAGUAUAUAUUAUUUCUGAAAAUAGGUGUAUUUUGAAGUUCCCCAUUAUAUGGGACUUAGUUUGUAAACUAAAAAUGUGAAGUUAUGGAUGCCUGAGAGAAGCCUUAUACAGAGAAGCAUUCUCUGCAUUUUAACCUUGAGGUAUAACAUGAAAUUCAGAUUAUACACGGGCUGCAUACCUGUGACACUCAAGCAGAUUUUCCAAAAACUGAAACUGCUCAAAACAUGAAAAGUUAAGAAAUUUUGGAAACGUCAGACUUGAUAGAUCAGUUCUCUUUGUCCUGCAGUCACGUACAAGCUUGGUUGUUUGGGUUUUUUUUUUAAUUCCUAAUGUGGAUCCUAAGAGUUAUCCACUGACCAGCACGUAACAAAUUAUCAACAUGUGGUUUUCAAGUUAAAAGUGAAUUGACAUACAUUUUCCAUUUGCCUUUGCCAACCUAUUUUCAAAUGCAAUGGAAUGAUCCCCACACAAGAAGCAUUCUUUAAGGUAUCACUCCAAUCCAUAUCAUUUCCUACCUGCAAAACCACUGCUGUCCUUUCAGUUUGCUGAAGUGCUCAGAGGGAUGUUUGAGAUCUUAGAUAUAGGGAUGAUGGUUUGUGUUUCUAGGAUGAAUUUCAAAGGGACAAUCGUGUGCAGUUACUAGCUAUAGAUGAUUGAUAUAAAUGUUUACCCCUGUAUGAAGUAUUUUACAGUUUUACUUGCAGAUGUGUAUUUAUCUUGAGUUAUACUUGACAUAGAGUUUCUUUCAAUUUUUUUUUUUUUUUUUUUUUAAUACUAUGUGUGUAUUUUGGAAACCUUUUUAGAUGUUAAAAUUUUUGAAUGGUUACAAAUAUUUCUUGUAAUACUGAACUAUUAUCUGGAAACUCUUUGCAGUAACUUUUCUGUAUAUAUUUGAGGGCCUUUUUAAAAGAAGUAUUGUUUGUUUUUUGGGGAGAAGUUUUUACAAUUUGGAAGCUUUCAUAAGGGCCUUCCUCUCAACUAGGAUACUAACAGAGGUAAGAGAUUUCUUAAGUAUUUUGCAGAACUAAGGAUGUAUCCUCAAGAAAAUAUUUAUGGAAGUAAUUUACUUUUUUUUUUUUUUUUUUUACAUUGCUUUUGUCUGUAUAAAGUAUGCAACAGAACUACAUUAAGAAGGAAAUAUUGUCUACAUAAAAUAUUAUAUGAAAGUUGGUACAUAGUUCUGACAAAAAAAAAAAACCUUGCAAUUCUUUAAGCCAUAUUGUUUUUGUUAUCCUUGGAUGAAAAUAUCAGUAUUAAGUAACCAAUAUAUUAUUCAAGUGCUUAGACUUAUAUGAAAAUGCUUAUACAGUUUAUUUAUGUGUAUUUGGGAAAGGAUUGCUAGAAAAAGCUAUCACUGGACAUAGAGCAAGUGAGGAGCAAAUAUCAGUAUUCUGUCACUUUAUGGCCUUGUGAAAGACACAGAAGAUGCUGAAAGCACCAUAGGGGCUCGGAAGCACAAGUGUUGGGUUUCAAAUGGUGUUUCUUGUCCUUUCCCAGAAUGAGAAGGGAAGAGAGGUGGUUGGGACAUUGUUUGACAACUUGACUUUCACAACUUCUUUGCAGACUGUGAGUUCAGCUAUGCAGUAUCGGCUACAGCAAUAAUGUCAGUCAGAGGAUGUAAGAGAAAAGGAUUUAAGUAGAUUAGUAGGGAUUUAUGUUUAUUUUAAUUAGAAGUCAUAGCAAUAUAGAAUAUGCAUGUGCACGUAUUUGAAGCAUUUUUACACUUUACAUUUCAUGUAGCUUGAUUAUAUUAUGAAGGACUGGGGUUUUAGUUUGAUAUUUUACCAUGCUAAAGUGGGAGGUCUGCCCAACCCUGUACUGGAUUCUUCUUUCCUUUAAAAGGUUAUUUAGAACAGCACUCACUGCAUUGUGUACUAGUGCUAAAACUAACACUGUAUCUUAUUAAUUUCUUCAGCUUUAAAAAAAAUUAACCCAAUUAUUAUUGUAUUUGUUUAGCUGUACCCACUGACCUUGUCAGAUUCAGCUGGUGAUUUGUAUAAUUUCUGUUUCUGUAACUGUUAUUAAACUUGUACAGCUAAAA
Messenger RNA from Calypte anna (Anna's hummingbird), 6942 nucleotides. It is a transcript of the gene ZCCHC24, whose product is annotated as zinc finger CCHC-type containing 24. The transcript is spliced from 4 exons. The record is from RefSeq and is a predicted model, not a curated record. Lineage: Eukaryota; Metazoa; Chordata; Aves; Apodiformes; Trochilidae. Bases 300 to 1019 code for a protein of 239 amino acids. Gene Ontology annotation, molecular function: nucleic acid binding; zinc ion binding.